Messenger RNA from Paramecium tetraurelia, 915 nucleotides. RefSeq lists its product as uncharacterized. NCBI's taxonomy places the organism in Eukaryota, Ciliophora, Oligohymenophorea, Peniculida, Parameciidae. Gene Ontology annotation, biological process: intracellular protein transport; exocytosis; vesicle fusion. The record is from RefSeq and is a predicted model, not a curated record. Gene Ontology annotation, molecular function: SNAP receptor activity; SNARE binding. The transcript has 6 exons. Gene Ontology annotation, cellular component: SNARE complex; endomembrane system; plasma membrane.
AUGGAAGAUUGUUUAUUUGAGAUUAAGGGAGCAGGUACCUAACAAACAAUUCAAAAGUAAAUGGGAAAUGACGCAUAGAGUGAUGAUCAAAAUAUUGUGAUUAAUGAUAAUGAUGAGUUGAUGCCUUUGUUUAAAGUGAAUGUGGACGAGGUUUAACGAAUUUUGGAGACAAUCAGGUCCAAUAUCGCCAAAAUUGAAGAACUAAAGAAGAGCUAUACAAGUGCAACUAGAUCAGAGGCUGAGAAAGAUGUAAGCACAAAGUUGGAGAGGAUUAUCUCAUAAAAUAAUCAAUAAUAAGAAAGAUUGAAGAAACUAAUGGAAUAAGUAGCUCAAGAUGUGGAAGAGGCGAAGGAGAAGGAUCCUGAUGAGCCUGAAACAAGAAUGAAGAUGGAUAUAUGGGCUGCAGUAAACUUGAAAGCUUAGGCUGUAUUGUAAGAGAGUCAAAAGGCUCAAUUAGAUUUCCAAAAUAGUAUGAGGAACAAAAUAAAGAGACAAGCAGGCUGUUUAGAUUCAAAUCUAAAUGAGAAUCAAAUUGAUGAAUUGUGUGAUGAUCCAAAUAAAAUGCAAGAACUACUACAAAAGAAAAUCUAUGGGUAAGCCUCGAUUCAAUUAUAAAACGCUGUUCAAGAUAUUCAGGAGAAAUAUCAAGACAUUGUUAAGCUAGAGAGAAGCGUUCAAUAGGUGUAUCAACUCUUAGUGGAUAUGGCAGUGUUGGUCAAGAACCAAGGGGAAUUGAUUGAUAAUAUAGAAUAAAACAUGGUAAAAGCAAGAGAUUACGUUAAAAAAGGAGAGGCUCAAUUGGUGAAGGCCAAGAAGGAUCACUAAGCUGCUAGAAAGAAAAUGUGCUGUAUCAUUAUGAUUGGACUGGUUUUAAUUUUGGUUAUUGUUGGUCCUAUUUUAGGAACUUCCUUAUGA